GGCCGGGCCUGGGCCGGCGGGGAGCGGAUUGGUCGGAAAGUAGGUUAGUGGUGCGACAUUUAGGGAAGGCAGAAAGUAGGUCAGGGACGGAGGUGCCUGUUUACCCGCGCCGGACUUGCCGCCGCCGCCGCCGCGGGAUCCGAGUGCGGGUGCGGGCGCGGGCGCUCGCGGCGAGCCACGGAGGUGUUGGCUGCAGUGGAUGCUUUUGGAACCAAACUUAAGGUUUCAAAUGUGGAACCCCAGGCCUUCAUUGGAUUUUGGAAGAAGUUGACUGCCUGGAAGGAGGUUACAAAACAUGAAAGUCACUUUGAGGUGACCAGCAAGUGACAGUGGCCCCUUGCAUCUCCCACACUGGAUCGAAGCUUGAGAACUAUAACUUCAGAUGUGGGAAUUUGGGCCCAGAGGGUGGGAGUGACAGCCCCAGUCAAAUCCUGUGGACCUUUGAGCCCUUGGAGGCCCACUGGGCAACCCCUCUUCACCAGGGAUUGAAGUUAGAGCCCCUUGCAAGCACCUUCCUUCCAAUGGCGGACCAGAGAAUGGAUAUUUCCUCCACAAUCAGUGACUUCAUGUCUCCGGGCCCCACCGAUCUGCUCUCCGGUUCCCUGGGCACCAGUGGUGUGGACUGCAAUCGCAAGAGGAAAGGCAGUGCCACUGACUACCAAGAAAGUAUGGACACAGACAAAGAUGACCCUCAUGGAAGGUUAGAAUAUGCAGAACACCAAGGAAGGAUCAAGAAUGCAAGGGAGGCCCACAGUCAGAUUGAAAAGAGGCGUCGGGACAAAAUGAACAGUUUCAUUGACGAAUUGGCUUCUUUGGUACCAACAUGCAAUGCAAUGUCCCGGAAGUUAGAUAAACUCACCGUGCUGAGGAUGGCUGUUCAGCACAUGAAAACCUUGCGAGGUGCCACCAACCCAUACACAGAAGCAAACUACAAGCCAACAUUUCUAUCCGAUGACGAACUGAAACACCUAAUUCUCAGGGCAGCAGAUGGAUUUUUGUUUGUCGUAGGAUGUGACCGAGGGAAGAUCCUCUUUGUCUCCGAGUCUGUCUUCAAGAUCCUCAAUUAUAGCCAGAAUGACCUUAUUGGCCAGAGCUUGUUUGACUACCUGCAUCCAAAAGAUAUUGCCAAAGUUAAGGAACAGCUAUCUUCCUCGGACACUGCGCCCCGGGAGCGACUCAUUGAUGCCAAGACUGGACUUCCGGUUAAAACGGACAUAACCCCUGGGCCCUCCCGAUUAUGCUCUGGAGCUCGCCGCUCUUUCUUCUGUAGGAUGAAGUGCAACAGGCCUUCAGUAAAGGUGGAAGAUAAGGACUUCGCCUCCACCUGUUCAAAGAAAAAAGCAGAUCGAAAAAGCUUCUGCACAAUCCACAGCACAGGCUAUUUGAAAAGCUGGCCACCCACAAAGAUGGGGCUGGAUGAAGACAAUGAGCCAGACAACGAGGGCUGCAACCUCAGCUGCCUCGUGGCCAUCGGGCGACUACACUCACACAUGGUUCCACAACCAGUGAACGGGGAGAUACGGGUCAAAUCUAUGGAGUAUGUUUCUCGACACGCAAUAGAUGGGAAAUUUGUUUUUGUAGAUCAGAGGGCGACAGCUAUCUUGGCAUAUCUACCACAGGAACUUCUAGGUACAUCAUGUUAUGAGUAUUUUCAUCAAGAUGACAUAGGGCACCUUGCAGAAUGUCACAGGCAAGUUUUACAGACAAGAGAAAAGAUCACGACUAAUUGCUAUAAGUUUAAGAUCAAAGAUGGUUCCUUUAUCACACUACGAAGUCGAUGGUUCAGUUUCAUGAACCCGUGGACCAAGGAAGUAGAAUACAUUGUCUCAACCAACACUGUUGUUUUAGCCAAUGUCCUGGAAGGCGGGGACCCAACCUUCCCGCAGCUAACAGCAUCCCCCCACAGCAUGGACAGCAUGCUGCCCUCUGGAGAAGGUGGCCCAAAGAGGACUCAUCCCACUGUUCCAGGCAUUCCAGGGGGAACCAGAGCUGGAGCAGGAAAAAUAGGUCGAAUGAUUGCCGAGGAAAUCAUGGAAAUCCACAGGAUAAGAGGGUCAUCGCCUUCCAGCUGUGGCUCCAGCCCACUGAACAUCACAAGUACGCCUCCCCCUGAUGCCUCUUCUCCAGGAGGCAAGAAGAUUCUAAAUGGAGGGACUCCAGACAUUCCUUCCACUGGCCUACUACCAGGGCAGGCUCAGGAGACCCCAGGUUAUCCCUAUUCUGAUAGUUCUUCUAUUCUUGGUGAGAACCCCCACAUAGGCAUCGAUAUGAUAGACAACGACCAAGGAUCAAGUAGUCCCAGUAACGAUGAGGCAGCAAUGGCUGUCAUCAUGAGCCUCUUGGAAGCAGAUGCGGGGCUGGGUGGUCCCGUUGACUUUAGUGACUUGCCAUGGCCACUGUAGACACUACAUUUUGCUUUGGCAACAGCUACAGUAUCAAAGUGCAUUACUGGUGAAGUUUUACGGUCUGUGAAGCUUACUGGAUAGGGAGAGAACAGCUUUUAUGUACUGACUCCAUAAAAGCCAUCUCAGAGCCAUUGAUACAAGUCAAUCUACCAUGUGUAACUUCAGACAAAGUGGAACUAAGCCUGCUCCAGUGUUUCCUCAUCAUUGAGUUUGGGCUAGCUGUGGAUAGCUUGCAUUAAUUGUAUAUUUUGGAUUUUGUUUGUGUUGAAUUUUUUAAUCAUUGUGCACAGAAGCAUCAUUGGUAGCUUUUAUAUGCAAAAUGGUCAUUUCAGAUGUAUGGUGUUUUUACACUACAAAGAAGUCCCCCAUGUGGAUAUUUCUUAUACUAAUUGUAUCAUAAAGCUGUUUAUUCUUCCUUGUAAGAAUCCUUUACUAUAAAUAUGGGUUAAAGUAUAAUGUAUUAGACAGUUAAAUAUUUUUAAUAAAUGUUUCCCUUGUUCUAUAAGUACUGUUCCCAUUUGAUAAUUAGGGAGAAAAUCUUCAUAUGCUACAUGGCUGGUUCAUCCAUUUCAACAGUGGUAUAAACACACUCCUGCUGUUAUGUUUACAAUGUCCUUUUGCUCUUAUAAUAAUAACUUCUUCCAUGCUACCAGCUUAGACAUAUUAUAAAAAUAGUUCACUUCCCAACUGUAGCCAUCUCAACUUACAUGAAAACAAAGAUAUUAACUCCAAUUUUCAGUGCUUUGAUUUCAAGAUUACAAGCUGGCUUCUCUAGACCUGCCAUGCAGUUUGGUGCUGCUCAAGUCCCUUCCCAGGGGUAGACAUAAGCAACAUCUACUCUUUCUAUGGUCCGAUCGACAAACUGAGAUGUGAUUCCACCAAACUAAAGUUCACUCUGGAAACCAAUGGGUUUACUGGGCUUCUAUACAGAACAUAGGUGAGAGGUUCCCUACAGAGGUGCUCCUACUCAAGGCCACACUAGAAAGCCUUUACCCAACUGAGAAAAUGGGUUUCCCAUAGGCAUCCAGAUGGAGCCUUAACCUCAUUUCCUCAUCUUCCCCAACCUUAUAUUAUAUAUUCUUAUUCCUUCCCUGAGGCCAUGUCCAGUUAAAGGCAGAAUUGUAUAGAACUGAGGUGGGAACAGCUGUCAGGUGAGGAGGGUCUUGUGAUUUUCUCCAUACCUCCCUGGGGGAUAUACAUAGUCAAAAAGCCUAGUUAGGAUGUUCUUUUGCAAGCAGGCACAGCUGAGCACUCCACGAUGGCAAUUCUGUGGCUCAGGACAGUCCUGGACUAUUUAUAUGGCUGCAAAAAGUUAAGUGAUCUAAGACCCAAAGCACUAAAAAUAUUAAUGAUUCUUUGUUGUAAACCGUCAAAUAUUUAAAUAGUCUGAUGAAUAAAGCAGCACAGAUUGAUGGAAA
Mastomys coucha (southern multimammate mouse) is the source of this 3823-nucleotide messenger RNA. It is a transcript of the gene Bmal1, whose product is annotated as aryl hydrocarbon receptor nuclear translocator like. Gene Ontology annotation, molecular function: DNA-binding transcription factor activity, RNA polymerase II-specific; RNA polymerase II cis-regulatory region sequence-specific DNA binding; protein dimerization activity. The transcript is spliced from 20 exons. The record is from RefSeq and is a predicted model, not a curated record. Gene Ontology annotation, cellular component: aryl hydrocarbon receptor complex; cytoplasm; transcription regulator complex. Gene Ontology annotation, biological process: regulation of transcription by RNA polymerase II; circadian rhythm. NCBI's taxonomy places the organism in Eukaryota, Metazoa, Chordata, Mammalia, Rodentia, Muridae. The coding region runs from base 522 to 2402 and encodes 626 amino acids.